This is a messenger RNA of Etheostoma cragini (Arkansas darter), 2353 nucleotides long. RefSeq names its product calpain-1 catalytic subunit-like. Gene Ontology annotation, biological process: proteolysis. The transcript has 18 exons. Bases 266 to 2353 code for a protein of 695 amino acids. Gene Ontology annotation, molecular function: calcium ion binding; calcium-dependent cysteine-type endopeptidase activity. NCBI's taxonomy places the organism in Eukaryota, Metazoa, Chordata, Actinopteri, Perciformes, Percidae. The record is from RefSeq and is a predicted model, not a curated record. Gene Ontology annotation, cellular component: cytoplasm.
AAAACGCUAAAACACCCUUGAACUAAACUCUGCAACAUGUGGGAGUGCUUGGCUGACACGGAAUGGGAAAACCCGUCAUUAGAGAACUCCGCAGCACCCCCCACACCCACGCCUACACCUUUCGCGCAGGUGACUUUCUACCUGUCCCGUGUAGCUUCCCCACAGGGCGUGGCGCCUGUGGAUUUGUUGUCUUCGCAGUAACAUGUUGAAGUCGGAAGCUCACUGAGUUCAGAGUGUUGAGAGGAGCACACAGCAGAUUUCUAACAUGAGAAGGUCGCAGAGUACUUCGUCUGAAGUGUCCCUCCCUCCCCCGGAGGACGAUGUGGACUCCGUCUGCUCCGACGAGCUGUUCGGCUCCCAGUCCCGCCGCUGGCUGGCAGACCUCAUGACCCGGGGACCCCCUGCGGAGCGCGGGGACGUCCUCACGACCGGCCGGGACGGGCUCUUCGUGGACUACAACUUCCCUGUGGGAGAGCUGGAGAUGCAGCCCGGGGUCAAGUGGAAACGACCAAAGGAGAUAUGUCCGUGCCCUCAGUUCGUGGUGGAUGGAGCUUCGCGCCUGGACAUCCGCCAGGGAAAACUCGCUGACUGCUGGUUGCUGUCCGCCAUCGCGUCUCUCUCCCAGUACCCCUCCCUGCUCAAGCAUGUCAUGCCUCCAGGACAGAGCUUCCAGGACGGCUACAACGGCUGCUUCGCCUUCAGGGUAAAACACCUGAACGCCUCCUUUCGUCCUAGGCUGAAAGGUGGAUACAGAGCUCUAAACAUGGGCUUACCUCAUGAGGCCAUGGUUGAUAUGACGGGUGGCGUGGCUGAGGUUUUGAAUAUCUCCACGAUCAGAGACCUGACCGGCCUCCUCAGAUACCUGCUGGACAAAGGAGCGCUCAUCAACUGUGCUAACAGCCAGGGUCCUUUGGAGCAAGGGAAUGAACUGGGAAUCAUGUUCAGACAUGCCUACUCUCUGACUGCAGUAGAGAAGGUGAAGACGGCACACGGCGCCGAGGAUUUGGUACGAAUCCUCAACCCCUGGGGCAACACCGAGUGGCAGGGGCCCUGGAGUGACAUGAAAGGUCCAGAGUGGAACACAGUGAGCUUCGAGGAGCAGAAAAGACUGGGCAGAAUCAGUCGGGAGGACGGGGAGUUCUGGAUGUCGGUGUCAGACUUCCGACAGAACUUUGAGUUGAUGGAGGUGUGUCACCGGACUGACCAAUCGGGGACCAGCGGUCUGCCGUGGUGCUGCAUAAUGCAUCAUGGGAACUGGGUGCCGAGCAUCUCAGCUGGAGGUCCUGCCAAUGGGAGUAAGACAAAUUGUUUAUCUGGUGACCCUCUGGAGGGGCCCGACCCCAAGGUUGGGAACCACCGAACUGAUGCCUCACAUCAGACUUUGAAUCUAAAGGUCCAGGGAUCAAGUCUCUGCUCAGAUGACACUAGUUUGGUCAUUGUAAUGACAUUCUGUGGCUCAGUAGUUUGUAUAUCUGUGUUUUAUAAGUGUGUGCUGUCCCUCCAGGCCCCUCGUACCAAUAAAUACCUGUCGCCUGAGGACUUCACCGUGCUCCAGCCGGUCCUCUUCAGUCCCCACUACUCCUCACGUCGGGAGGUUGUCCUCCGCGGCUCCCUCCAACCCGGUCGCUACAUCAUCAUCCCUUCGACCGCCGAGCCCAAUCAGCAGGGAGCGUUCCUCCUGCGGGUGCUGACGGAACAGGGCAACGCUGCCACUCCAGCCAACAAACCAUCGCCACAAGACUCUUCAAUAACAGAGCGUUCCUUUCCUCACCAGGAUGCUCUGCCUUCGCUUAAAUCUACCGAACAGCUGUUCAACAAGCACUGCAAGACAGGGAUAUGUAAACCAGUGCACCUCUACAGCCUGCUGACCGAGAUCAUACAGGGAGGAGUGUUGGCUGGCAGUGAGAAGUACUUGGCUCUGGAGCACUGCAAGAGCCUGGUGAUCCUCAUGGGCAGCCAAGGCAGCGCUCAGCUGACCUGGCAGGAGUUUCAGGGUCUGUGGGACAAGAUCACGAGGUGGACGGAUAUCUUCCUGGUGUUUGACAGGAACAAAUCAAAGCGCCUGGAGUAUCAGGAGGUGGCCCCCGCUCUGAAGGCGGCAGGCAUCAUGGUGGACGACCUGAUAAUCCAGCUGGUUGGACUGAGGUACACGGAGCCCGACUUGACCGUCAGUUACCCCGGCUUCCUGUUCCUGCUGAUGAAACUGGAGAGCAUGAUCCGUAAGGGAGGGAUCGUUAGAGAGCCCCUGACCCAGAGGACCGAGGCUCAUAAAACAGAUACCACCCGUCACACGGGGGCUGGGGCGGCGUUGGAGGGUGGCGGUCCAGCCUGCAGGAGCCACCUACAGAAGUAG